UAUACAUAUGUGAUAGUGUGAAGGAAGCUUCCUACCAUGGUUCCCCCUCUCUCCGUCCCCUUUGCUUUUCCCUUUCCCUUUCUCUUUCUCUUUUUGGAUUUCCUUCUCCACAAUUAAUACACACGCUCCCAUCUCCUCUUCUCUUCUGCAACCAACCACUCUUUCACUUUCACUCUCACUCACUCACUCCAAAGCACCACCAGUUUCCCCUUCUUUCUAUUAGGUAUGUUUCCUUCUCCUCCUUCACUCACUAUCACCAUCUUUCUUUAGCUCUCUUUUUCUAUGUUCAAAGAGUUUCCUAACUUGGAUUCUUUGAUUGCUUGAGAAUCUACCAUCAACCUUUGCAAUCUUAGCUAGAGGGUCUGGGGAACCAAGGAGAAAAUCUUGAAUAUCUUUGUUUUGUCCAAUUUCUUUUCUCAUCGAUGGAACAUUCUAGAGAUUGGAAUGGUCAAGGUAGAAGUCUAAAGAGAAAAUCACAAGAAAAUGGAGAUCAUAAACUCCUCAAUAACUUUUCUCUUGAUGACCUCAAUGAGGAUCUGUUUGAAAGGAUACUUUCAUGGCUUCCAACUUCCACAUUCUUUCGCCUUACUUCCGUGUCGAAACGGUGGAAUUCGGUUGCUGAUUCGGCUAGUUUCAAGCUUGCCUGCUCAAGCAUUCCUUCCAGGGAUCCUUGGUUCUUCAUGGUUGCUCCCAACCUUAACCAAUCUAUAAUCUUUGACUCUGCUGAAAGAACUUGGAAAAGACUCAAUCACCCCCCACUUUUGCAUCAAGAUUCUAAUAAAAGUUGUAUGCCGGUUGCUGCCUCCGGUGGCUUGAUUUGCUACCGUAAUUCAUCAGGAAGCUUCAUUGUAAGCAACCCUGUGACAGGAACUUGUAGUGAACUCCCUCUGCUUGAGUUUUCCCCUCAAAAUCAACCACUCAAUGCAAUUGUGAUGAGCACAACCACCAAAGACCAACAACUAUACUACAAAAUUGUGUUAGUCUUCGGAGAACUUCAGAAUCUUGUGUUUAGAGUCUACAAUUCUUUCUCUGGAAGUUGGGAAGGUGAGACUUCUCUAAGGAGAAAAGUUGAUGAUUGUUCUAUGGAGUUUGAUUCGACCGAGGACGACAAUGUUGUAUACUUCCUUAGUAAGGCUGGUAUUGUGGUAGCAAGCAACAUGCAGAGAAGCCCUUCAAAGCAAUAUUCGUCGGUCAUUACCGACAAAAAUGGCGAAGAGGUUGUCUAUUUUCUUAGCUCCACAGGGACAAUAGUAGCUUGCAACCUGACAAGCAAGUGCUACAUCGAGUAUCCAAGGUUGUUGCCUGUUCUGAGUGAGUAUUCAAUUGAUGUUGUGGAGUGUAAUGGGGAGAUGCUAGUUGUUCUGUUAUCAGAGUUCUUGGAAACCGCGAGUCUUCGUGUGUGGAAGUAUGAUGAAGCUAAAAGAGGGUGGCACCAGAUUGCAGCAAUGCCUGCAUCAAUUUCUCAUGAAUGGUAUGGAAAGAAAGUGGAUAUUAACUGUGUAGGAGCUGGUAACCAGAUAUUCAUAUGCUUGAACUCCUCUGAGCUAUGUACUUAUGUUCUGUGUGAUUUGGUUAGCAACAACUGGGUUGAAUUGCCAAAUUGUUGCAUAAAUGGUGAAGUCAUAGACUUUAUGUCUUCAUUUUCAUUUGAGCCUAGGAUAGAGGCUUCUGUAUGACACAGCAAAAUGGUGCCAAAUUUGUAGUUCAAUUGUAACUGUUGAAGAGAAAUAGGUAAAGUAGCUACUGGAAGAUAUGAUAUGGAGCUAACCAACCAAAUCAUUGAUUGCUAACUGAGAAUUGAGAUAUUGUAAUUUUUCUUGAUUGAUUUGUUAUAUGUACACCAUUUUUCAGUGAAUGCAGUUGUUAUUGGUGAAAGAACUUGUAUGUGGUUCCUUUUAGUUUUGUUUUGUUUUUUGUUUUUUGUUUUUUUGUUUUUAAUGUAAAGUAAUGUCAGUGGCUGAAGUCAACGGAUAUCGAUAGUUUCUGUUGCAAGCUUGUCCUCUUUCUUAUAAUGCUGCAUAGUCUUGGUUAUUUGAA
This is a messenger RNA of Arachis ipaensis, 2037 nucleotides long. Its product is annotated as F-box only protein 13. Lineage: Eukaryota; Viridiplantae; Streptophyta; Magnoliopsida; Fabales; Fabaceae. The record is from RefSeq and is a predicted model, not a curated record. Gene Ontology annotation, molecular function: protein binding.